This is a messenger RNA of Cyprinus carpio (common carp), 1520 nucleotides long. RefSeq names its product protein SLC31A2-like. Gene Ontology annotation, biological process: copper ion transmembrane transport. The record is from RefSeq and is a predicted model, not a curated record. Gene Ontology annotation, molecular function: copper ion transmembrane transporter activity. Lineage: Eukaryota; Metazoa; Chordata; Actinopteri; Cypriniformes; Cyprinidae. Gene Ontology annotation, cellular component: membrane.
UUGUGGCGGUCUUUUUGUUUGGGCUGAGCGCUUCUCAGCUGUUCGGCUGUACGGGCGCAGAAGAAUGUGGCUAAUUUGGCUAUUGAGGUGCAGGGGUUAAUAAAAGUUUUGUUUUUGUGGCAAGGCUCGUGUCAUCUGCCUUAAAUUGACCUGAACUCGUCUUUAGAAGAUCGCACGCGAAUUCAUCAUGAAUAUGCACUUUGAAGGGUCCAGCAGUGUCAAGCUGUUGUUUGACUUCUGGGAUGUGCAUGGGCCUGCAGGGAUGGUGUUGUCGGUCUUCGUCGUUCUACUGCUCACCGUGUUCUACGAGCUUCUGAAAGUGUGGAAGGUCACUAUUGGAAAACAGAUGGGAUCCUCCAUUACGCAUUCAUCCGCUCCGGUGUCUUUCUCACCUGGAGCGUCCUGUUUCGCCCCUGUCAUGAAGUGUCAAGAGGGAAGCUCUUCUCUGACCAACAGCCCCUCUGAGAUCUCAUUAGCUCCCACCGAGAAUACGGCCAUCACUGCUGACACCACCGCUGCUGCUAAGAAGAGCUGGCUUCUACACUGCCUCCAGACCGCCAUACACCUCCUGCAGGUGACGCUGGGCUACAUGCUAAUGCUCUGUGUAAUGUCCUACAACGUGUGGAUCUUCCUGGGGGUCAUCAUUGGAUCUGUAUUGGGAUACUUUCUGGCUUUUCCUCUACUGAAUCACAUUUGAGAAGACAUGAGAGAACAAAAACAUGUGGCGGCAUCUCAAAGUGUUCAUCUGAGUUGACUGCGGACUCUAGAUCAAGAGCAAAAUGAAGACUGAACAGGGAUGAUUCUCAUUUUGAACUGUUUUUAAGGUUGUAUUUUAAAGAUCUUGCAUGAAAUCUUAUUUAACUGAAAUUUGGAGAUAACCUAUUGUAAAAUUGGUUAAAAACCAACUUUCAAAAAUGUUUAGAUUUUAAACCUCAUUGGAAACACAAUAUCUUUCAAGUGUUAAACGCAUGUGAUUUAACCUUUGAGGUUGUAUGAUGUGACUUCUUGUUCAAACAGUCAGCACUGUACUAAAUGGAGAUGUGCCUCAUUGAAAGGUUUUUAUACUUUCUACAACUACUGAUGUAAUUAAUAAGCUAAUUUUCUGUUACACAGAUUAAUCUUUAACUUCUCUUCUCUGAGAUUUGCUUUACUGUAGCUGUUGGUUUUCUGUUAUUUUGGGAAAUCACACUAGUUUUAAACCUCAUAGUAAACUUUCUACAUGAGUCAAGAUCAGGCGUUGUGUCAUGUUGGAAAUUACUGCUGAAUAGCAGAACAAACAGGUUUAAAAAGAGAAAUGCAAAUCAUGUGGCCUGAGUUAAUGUUCGCCAGCAAUACAGACGCAUGGAAACUGACUGACUGAGAGCAGAAAUUAGAAACUACGAUCCUCACCACAAUGAUUCAAAUGCACUAUUAGUAAUCUUCCUCCAGGCAAUCUUUUUGUUUUACUCCAUUGCUUAAUUGUUUUAAAAAUGAAAUUGGUUUUAUUGCAGAAUAUAUUAAAGGUUUUGAUUACAAGUCUA